GUUACGGCACUGUGUAAUUGACAACUUGUCCCAACAUAUUUAUCCUUCGAUCAAAUGUUAUACCGCAAGAUGCGCAUGGGUGAGUAACAGCGUCGACGCAGAUAUCGAGGUGAUUGAAAUUCGUCGUAGGACAGCAGUCGACGGUGAACUGUCUCGCGAUGGAGUUGCGCGAAGUGAAUCGUACUUUCGACGCUGCGGAAGAAACUACGGAACUUUUGCCGUCGUCCCAUCGUGAUGAUAAUAUGGAAAGUUAUUUCGUCGAAUACGCUGUACAAAAGGAAAUAAUUAAUCGCAAUCGAUGCCCUGCUAGUCGUCGAUUACUUAGUCAAACGGCUCAUUUGGCAGACUUUAAUCUCGCCAAUGGUAAUCAUCAAAAGGAUACGUCCGUCGGAAUUAGUAUGAUUCACACUUCGAAUGCAAAUUGGCCACCUUCUAGAAAGAGAGAAGAGGCGAAAGCGUUGGAAAAUCUUCGAAAAAGAGUGGAACAAUCGAAAUUGUACAAAGCGAGUCGAAUUUCGGAUAGCUGCGGAUCGACGUCUUUGGUUUUGAACAACGAUCAAAUUCGCCAGCUCGAUAAUCGACCGAAGCUGUUGAAAAAGAUCCUGAGUAACAGGCCUAUGAGUAUCGCACACGACAGUAACGAUUUGGAGACUGACUGGCGAGAUAGCGAAUUUAUCACGGAAUGUUUAUGCUGGCACAAUGUUUAUCGACAAAGACACGACGCACCUCCCUUAACGAUGUCGCCGCAGUUGUGCGAGUACGCGCAAACAUGGGCCAAUCACUUGGCGCAUACGAAUACAUUUUACUAUAGAAAUGAUCGAGAAGUGGGACAAAAUCUUUACUGCCGACCUGGCGGUGCUGUGCCUACCGAUGUCACCGGACAAGAUGUUGCCUCCUAUUGGUACUCCGCGGUGAAACAAUACGAUUUUUUGAAAGAACCAGAUAUUCUUCAUGCCAACGUGAACGCAGGUCACUUUACGCAACUAAUUUGGGCAAGUAGUCGUUACUUCGGAGUUGGAAAGGCUCGCAGUAGAAGCGGUAAAAUCAUCGUAGUAGCCAACUAUCGACCCGUUGGUAAUAUAUCCGGACAAUUUCAAAAUAACGUAUUACCUCCUUUACCCGAAAAUAUCAAUCUAUCGUCCCCGCGGCAACCGUUCGCUAAAGUAUUUCGCGUUGCAUCCGAUUCUCCACCGCCAACCUCGUCCUCCUCCUUUGUCCAACCACUUUCGACGGAUAGCGAUCGUUCUUCCGUCAGCUCCGCCCAAUAAUAUAAACGACCGAAUUGCCUCUUCUGCGUUUGCACGCGUCGAUGGGACGCGCGUUGAUUCGUCGUCGUUGUCCCGCCCUCUCUCGAAUUGCGUAGAACAGGCAUUGAUAAUCACAUUGAUGAUUACGCUUCGUGGCAAAUGUAAGCAGCGUGUAACGCUUAGUUUUUCCACUGCCUGGGCGAGCGAAAAUCCAAUGUGAACGAAAUUGUUCUUGCUUAAACGUAGUGUGGAAUAGAACGACUCGACGAUUGUUGCACAUAGCCAGGGAAGUAGUUAGGCAUAAGAUAUCGCGGAAAUAAAGGUGGCGGCGCAGAGGAGAAGGAAUAGCAGGAAGAGGAAGACGAGAAGUUUA
Molecule: messenger RNA, 1620 nt
Organism: Habropoda laboriosa
Lineage: Eukaryota; Metazoa; Arthropoda; Insecta; Hymenoptera; Apidae
Exons: 6
Coding region: 159-1268 (369 amino acids)
Cellular component (GO): extracellular region
Source: RefSeq, a predicted model, not a curated record